Messenger RNA from Mesocricetus auratus (golden hamster), 1611 nucleotides. RefSeq names its product speedy protein E4A-like. NCBI's taxonomy places the organism in Eukaryota, Metazoa, Chordata, Mammalia, Rodentia, Cricetidae. The coding region runs from base 215 to 937 and encodes 240 amino acids. The transcript has 9 exons. Gene Ontology annotation, molecular function: protein kinase binding. Gene Ontology annotation, biological process: positive regulation of cyclin-dependent protein serine/threonine kinase activity. The record is from RefSeq and is a predicted model, not a curated record.
ACCUUCGCGUUUGUCCUCACUCCCUUUGAGCCUGGAGAAACGGCCUGUGGGUUUAAGUCCCAAAACUUUUCUAGGCCUGAGAUUCAUAAAAAUAGAAAGAAGAUUCUGGCAGAAAGAGAGGAAAUUGUGUGUCAUUCUCAAUUAACCAAACUUCCUUGAAAUAGGCGCAAGAAAUACCCGGCAAUGAUUUACAAAGAAGGAAGAGAAAACAUAAAUGGUAACCACAUGGAUGGUCGGGUCCUGGAGCUUGCCUCUGUGUGUCAUGCUAUCUAAAUUCGCUUUCUUCAAUCAGUCCUCCACCUGGCAUCACCAGGCCCUUACCUGUGGGGAGAUCUUGGGACCAACAGAACCAAGAGAGGAGCCUCCACCCACCAGCCCAAAGAGGAAGAGGGACUUGUCAUCGGAUUCUGAGGAUAACCUGUCAGAGCUGCUAGAACCUGAUCCCAAGUUGGUGUGGUCUAUAGAGACACUGUGUGGGCUCAGAAUGAAGCUGAAGAGGAGGCGCGUGUCUACAGUGAGGCCUGAACACCAUGAGGUUUUCACCAGGCUGCUGGAGGAUCCUGUGGUAAAAAAAUUCCUGGCCUGGGACAAGAUGCUGAGAGUGUCUGAUAAGUACCUCCUGUCUAUGGUCAUAGCUUAUUUCAGCCGUGCUGGGCUCUUCUCCUGGCAGUAUAGGCCAAUCCACUUCUUCCUGGCUCUGUACCUGGCCAAUGACAUGGAGGAGGACAACCAGGCCCCUAAACAAGACAUUUUUUACUUCCUCUACGGGAAGAGCUAUGCCCAGCGCCCCAUGUUCCACAAACUGCGGUUCCAGUUCAUUCGAUCCAUGCGCUGGAGGAUCUGGGUGUCUCGGGAGGAGUGUGAAGAGAUCCAGGCUUACAACCCAGAGCUGUGGGUGUGGGCACGAGAUCGCACCAAACUGACCUACAACCCCUAGAUCCAUGGAGGCCUGAGGCCACUGAUCUGAGAUAGAUCCCUGCCUGAGGGAGACACUCUAUGCCAACAUUAAGGACAGCUGGGGGAGAGGAGAGAGGACUGCCUUCCACAGGAAACUAGAGGAACCCAGACUCUUCUAGAAGGAGUGGAAUGGAAUCACCACACUGUGCUCCUGGGAGCAGCAACACUUGUAGGGGGCUCUGGAGGGAAAGAAGGCAGGAUUCCUCAGGGUCGGUUCUACUCAGCGGCACUGUCUAAUUGUUAUCCCAAAUGUUCUCAGUCCCAUCUCCCCCAAGGUAGCAGCCCUGUGGAUUCCAAUAAUUGGUCUCUGCAGUCUCGGGCCACUUGAAGGAGACACCUCAGUGCUCAGAUGAGGAGGGAACUUCCUUCAAAAUACAGAAUUUGAGUAAUAUAUUUAUAAUAGAAAGUAUUAACUAAUAUAUUUCAUUAUUUUUAUUGGAGUCUACAAAUGUUUGUUACAGAAUUCUUCAUUUUGAAUAGUUUUGAGAUAUUGUGGAUUGAAAACAGAGUUCUCACAGUUUUGUGAUGGGCGUUAUAACUUUCAUGUGUCUAAGUAGUCUCACUCUAAGAGUAGUUUCAGGUUUUUUAUCUAUUUGUUUUGUUUUGAGACAGACCUUCACUAUGCAGCCCUGCCUGGCCUUGAACUUGCUUCAU